This is a messenger RNA of Cladophialophora carrionii CBS 160.54, 2181 nucleotides long. RefSeq lists its product as uncharacterized. NCBI's taxonomy places the organism in Eukaryota, Fungi, Ascomycota, Eurotiomycetes, Chaetothyriales, Herpotrichiellaceae. The transcript has a single exon. The coding region runs from base 1 to 2181 and encodes 726 amino acids. The record is from RefSeq and is a predicted model, not a curated record.
AUGGACUCAGACUCAACUUACGUGGAAGAUGUCGAGCAUGUCGCAUCCUCACCGGCCCCUGAUCGCAUUCUGCUUUCAUCGCCACCUCACAUCACGCAGUCGCACCCACAAAAAGCCAUCACAUCCUCAAGAGCCACCUCGACAUCACAGCGGAUAGUGCCGUCGUUGAUAUCGGGGACUCCGCACGCCCAAGGCCAAGACAGUCAAACCUACUUCCGACGACCUAAUCGUUACUUUGGCCACGCAUCGACAUGGCUCUCCUGGACGAGGGAGGAAAGAACUACGGUCCUCAGUCUCGAUCGUGUGCGAAGCCAGGAUCUGAGCACCCAUCUGUUCAGCGCGUUCGGGCUUAAACGAAAAGCGCGGGCAGUGGCUGGGAGAGAGACCAAGCGGCGUAGAAAGGGCAAGGAGCGAGCCUCGUCCGCUGCACCGUCUGGGGCUGGAGAUGAUACCGAUUCCGUUGCCGCAGCCCGGCUGCAGGGCAGCGACAGCAGGUUUAGGCUAUCCAGGUCGUGGACUGCUUGGCCGAUGCAUCCGGACCAGGUGCCCAGAGAGGAGUUACUUCCGUGCCUGUACCAGGAUGGCAUACGUCGUGCGCACGUCGAUUUCAGGCCCAGUGCUCACCUGGAAGAAUGGCUGGUCGCGACAGCUACGAGACUUGCACGAGAAAGAUGGAGCACGAGAGAACGGGAAACGGAGGACAAGUCGACCGCUACGAACAUCGAACACGAUUAUGAUGCCGCCGAAACGCUAGAGACAGUGGAGCACGACCAAGGGGAAGAUAGUCGAGACUUUGAAGUUGAGGAUGCUAGUCCUCCGUCAGGGCAACUUGGCGAUGAUCCGAUAUUCUACUCCCAGCCAUUCGUCUUCGAGGACGAUGAUGACGACGCCGCGGAAGGCAAUGGCCGGUCUACGAAACUUGAAGGCGAACCAAGCGACGACGAGGCCACCGAACCGGAUGGCCGCCCUGUUGCGCUCGCCGACGACGAUAAAGCCCGCCAAUACUUCCUUCCCAGCGCUCGACACAUUCUUUCCAAUCUCGACGACCUGCUUCUUGGCCUGCAUAAGGCGAGGUACACCUACGCGGCCAAACCCCAAGGAAGGGCAAGGGGCAGAUACUCCAAUUCACAGACGCCAGAGGAAAGCUCGACCCGAGGGAGGAGUUCUUCACGAGCAGCAUCGAGACGAAGAGUCCGUUCCUCGUCCGCUACUAGCGACGUGUCGGGCAUAUCAACCGCGUCCGCCUUCCAAGGUAAACGCUCGCGCCGAGUCGAGAGCCUCGGGUUGAGAGAUUGGAGUGACAUCAUGGGCAUGGCGAGCCUGACGGGCUGGGACCCGGCAAUCGUCGAGAAGGCGAGUGAACGCUGCGCGAAGCUGUUUGGGGAGAACAUGCUGUUCCGCACGUUCCACGAGGGUCGAGACAAGGACAGAGCCACGCCAUGUUUCACGGAGAAUCUGGCCGACCAGACGGAGGACAUAGCGUCAUUCAGCGAAGAGGAAGCACCUGUGUCAGAAACGGACAAAGGUGAGGUCGUCGUCGUCCGCACUUCGAGGCCAUGUACAGCAUGUCAAGAAUCACGAUUACAGUGCCACCCGGCGGAUGAUCGAGCUGGGGCUUCAAGGCCCUGCAAAUCCUGCCUCGACAACGACACGCCGUGUUCAGGGAUCAGAGUCUCCAUUAUAGAGCGAGCACGGGUCUGCCCGCACCGUUCCUGCCCCCGGCACACCAUCCCCUUCCGUAAGCGGUACCACCUCCAGCGACAUCUGGACAGUGUGCACAAACGGGUGUGGCUGACCCGGUCGGCGUCCCGAUCACAGUCUCGGGCUGCAAGCGCGCCUUCCAGUGGCAUCAACGCCUACAGUGGCUCCGACACAGAGUCCGACGUGUCUUCCAGGUCUGGCAGCCAUAAUUCAGCCCAGAUUGUGUGCCCGAUCGAGGGCUGCCCACGGACUACUCGCCCUUUUUCGAAAGGGAAGAAGCUAUACGAGCAUGUCCGACGGAUGCACUCUGAGGUGGACGUUAAUGAAGUCAAGAGACGAGAGGCAAGAAAGCGCAGUGCGAGGAGAGGCAGACGGCGCGAUGAGAGGGCAAACAGGAGUAAAAGUCGCGAGCAGAUGAGGAAGGCAGCCGUGGACGAAGAAGUAGAAGUUGAGGAGGAUGAAGAUGAAGGUGAAGAUUGA